GUGGUUGCUAGGCAACAGAAAAUAUGGCAGAUAACGAGAAUCGAUGCGAAGAGUUAUAAAAAUAAACUUUGUUGUUGAGAUUGGUUAGUAUACUUAUUUUUGUACAAAAUGGCAUCUCGUAAUGCUACGCGUUCUCCCAAAGAUCUUCGCCAAAUAUUGACGAUUGCACAUGAGGAAUCUGCAUUUUCUUCUGAUGAAGUUGAGAAAAAUCUUGCUAAAUUGAAAGGCUUGCCUAAAGAUGAAAUUUCUGAAACUGCAAUGUUACGAGAUCGUAUUGAUCAACAAUCGGAGCUAAUAUGCAUUCUAAAAAAUCGUGCAGACUCAAAUUUGAUUAAAUCACAAUGUUUUGAAAAUGAAAUAAAAGAAUUGCACCGUGCAAAAGAUGAUGCGGAAUGUAAAUUUCUUCAAGAGCACAAGAAGUUUCAAAUUCUUGAAGAAAGAUUUAAAAUUCUUUAUAAUAAUCAUGAAGAGAUCAUAAAAAUCAAAGAUGGUUACAAAGUUGUAAAUGACGAGUUGAGAAAAGAGAACAAGAAUUUAUUGGAGAGGAAAGAAGAGAAGAUUGCUGCUAUGGCAAGCGAGAAAGACAAAAUAAUAACAGACUUAACGAAAGAAAUGGCAUCUCUAAAAGAGCAAUUGCAGAAGAGUAAUGAUCUUUUAGAGGAAUUGAGGGAGAAUUUUCAAAAGAACGAAAGUCAUCUUAAUGAAGAAGUUAAACGAUUGAAACUUAUCGUUGAAAAAUCAGGAGAAACAUCUUUAGAAAUGACAGAAAAAUCAGAAGCACUAUCUUCUCAGCUUUCUGCUAAUAAAAUUGAAACGUCAAAGCUGCUUGAAGAGAAAUCUCAUUUGUCGAAAGAAAUAUCGGAAGCGAAGAAAACAAUAACGGAAAAAGAUAGAAAAAUGAAUCAGCUUUGUAUGAAAGUCGAUGAACUUGAAUUGAUGUUGAAAACACAAACAGAGAAAUAUCUGAAUGAACUUCGAGAAACCUCGGCAAACGUGCAGAUUCGGAAAUUGGAAGCAUUGUUGAAAAGAUCUGAGGAGAAAAUAUUCACUCGUGAAAAGGAAUUUACUGCAUAUAAGGAACACACAGACAAGCUGUUGAAAAAAGAACGAGAUCUAAAUUUUAAACUACGUCAAAUAAUUGGUUGAUCUGUGUAUUUAUAUCGAUGGAAUUAUUUUUAAUCUAGUUAUAUGUAUUUUUCAUUUAUCAUGUGAGACUGCACCUCAACAAUUUAUAAAAUUUGUAUAGACCAUGGUCAGAUACACCAUCACAGUCCAUAAUUUUACAGAUGAGCUGCAUGUCAAAUUGUGCGCAAUGCCUGUUUUGAAUGACAUUCUGCGUAGAAACGUUUUUUUCACUGGUAGAAAUAUACACGUUCAGUCUAAGCGUUGUUGCUUAUACUGCCAUAAAGUUCAA
This is a messenger RNA of Xenia sp. Carnegie-2017, 1414 nucleotides long. RefSeq names its product coiled-coil domain-containing protein 89-like. The record is from RefSeq and is a predicted model, not a curated record. NCBI's taxonomy places the organism in Eukaryota, Metazoa, Cnidaria, Anthozoa, Malacalcyonacea, Xeniidae. The coding region runs from base 109 to 1146 and encodes 345 amino acids. The transcript is spliced from 7 exons.